AUGGCCGCCAACACGGAAAUCCAAAAUUCGGUUCCUAGUAAUGUUGUUGUCGUUUUCUCGACAUUAGCAAUAUUAAUUCUUUGCUAUCUAUUUUGGAAAUGGCAAAGGCAGCGAAAUAAUCAAACGGACGGGAAGAAUAAACCUAGUUUCAUUUCACGGUCGGAUAUGCUUAAAAACCGUCUGAAAAAAUUCGAUUUGUUAAGAGGUGGUAUUAAUACUGAGGAGGCUACACCAGUCGAACCUGACGAUGAAUUGACGGAUGAAUUCAUUGGAAAUACACUUGAGAAACCUGUCUCAAACUCUUCGGAUGUCCCUGAUACUGAAUCAAAGACAGAAAAUCUACAACUAACCUCAAGCGAAUCCUGCGGCGUGGUACAGACCACUAUUAAUAAUAAACCUGCAAAUUCUAGAAAGCGGGUGACUCUUUCAGUCUCUGAAACGGAUGACAAGUCAUUUCCAGAAACACAACCGUUGACAAGUUUGGAGGAGUUGUUCGCCUGGCGAGAAGGAUUUGAUGGAUUAAAUGUGAGCUCUGUCCCAUUGCAUAGCGUCACCACAGAACGACAGCCAAAGACCAUUGUUUGUCAUGACAUGAAAGGUGGUUAUGUACAGGAUAGGUUUGUUCAGGGUUACCCAUCAACCGAAUCUUACCGUAUCUAUCAUUGGCAAUACAUUGAUAUAUUCAUAUACUUCAGUCAUAACUUUAUAACCAUUCCCCCUCCUUGCUGGACGAAUGCUGCGCAUAGACAUGGUGUUCAAGUUCUUGGUACUUUCAUCACAGAAUGGCAAGAUGGUGCUGCUCGAUGUGCAAAGAUUUUUGACGAUGAGUCGUCCUACAAAAGAGUUGCUGAUCAAAUGGUCUUGAUAGCAAAAUAUUAUGAAUUCGAGGGCUGGUUGUUAAAUAUUGAAAAUCCAAUACAGCCGGCACAAAUGAACAAUUUGAUUGAUUUUGUCAAGUACCUAACUGCAGAAAUGCAUAAAGUUAAACCAGAAUCUCUGAUCAUUUGGUAUGACAGCGUAAUGUACAAAGGUGAUCUAAAAUGGCAGAACAUGCUAAAUUCUGAAAACAGAGUAUUUUUUGAUGUAUCUGAUGGGAUAUUCCUAAACUAUGGUUGGAAUCAAAGGGAUCUGGCUUUGUCCAGAGUGGCUGCUGGUAAUGAUCGACAGUAUGACGUUUAUGUUGGUGUUGAUGUGUUCGGUCGAGGGGUAUUUGGUGGUGGUGGAUGGAAUACAAAUAAGGCAACUCAUGUUAUCAAGGAAAGCAAUCUGUCUAUUGCUUUAUUUGCACCAGGAUGGGUUUAUGAAAAAUUUGAGUCCACUUUCAAAGUCAGUCAAGAUAAGUUUUGGGCAUCCAUCGCCUCUGAUUGCAACACUCGUUGUUUGAGUCCUUGCCUCCCGUUUGUAACAUCUUUUUGUCAAGGUUAUGGUGAAAAAUGGUGGAAUAAUGGAAUGGUUAGUUUUAAUCAUGCAUGGACGCAUCUCAGUGCUCAGGAAAUUCAGCCUACUUACAUCAACCAAAUCUAUAGUCUUGGUAAAACAAAUGGUGUACUUAUCACAUCCGCUGGUCAUCAGAUUCUUCAUGCUUAUCGAGGUGGUGGAUGUCUUGAAUUGCAGGGAUCAACAACGUCAACUCCAACUGCAUCCAAAGCUGUUGUAAGGUUAUUCAAGACUGACAUAGUUCUACCAAGUACGGUAAUGAUUAGUUUCACUAUCAAACUGGAAGACAAGGAUUCAUUGGACGUUGCUUUACAGUUGCAUGUUGAUAAAAAGCCAAAUUACUUGAUGCUAUGUCCAGUUCAAGGAAAAGAUUUGCAAGAUCAAGAUUUGGAAAUGGACAAUCUGAAUGAGGCACUGAUGCAACGCUAUGGUGUACCAAGGUCGUCACAAAUUGAUAUGGAACGUUUUACCUCCGUAUCAGUUGGCCAGGAACAUUACAGAUCAUUCGCACCUGUCUCAGGAGAUCACCAUGGAAGAUUGGCAGAACUCUGUUGCAUCGAAGAGGAGACCAGUUCGCUGUGGUACACGAGAUACUAUUUGUUAGCUGAGAAGGACUUAAAAGGAUCUCGUAUUAAAGAAAUUCGUUUGGUUUUGAUGAACAAAACCUCCUCUGAUGCAAUUGAGGUCAAUUCUUCAACUCCAUUUCAGCUUUAUCUUGGAGAGAUUAAGAUAAUUGAUGCUGUGUCGCUGAGGAAACCGCUUCCUACAGUGACAUCAUUGAAGUGUCUUGAGAGCAAAAUCAAAACUCGUACUUUGAAUGCAAACACCAUCUCCAUAACGCUAACAUUAUCAUGGAAUUAUGACAGCUCAAACAGUGAACCUUGGCAGAGAUUCGAGAUUUAUCAUCUUACUGCAGAUAACUCAAAAGUCUUAUUAGGCAUGGCUUAUUCAUUAUCAUAUGUUGUAUGUGACCUUGCCUUACCUAGAUCUCAGAAAGAGGCCAAAUUAACUGUACAAGCAGUAAGUUGUAGCCAACGUAAGAGGGCUUUAGCAGAGUGUCCAGUCAUUACUGUUUAUUGGUCUUGAUAACAUGAAUGAAUUCUUUAAACUAUAGAGUAAGUAAUUUAUAAAUUUAUUGUAUUAAAUUAUUACUUUACAGAGUACAUCUUUGGUUAUUGCUUAA
This is a messenger RNA of Dendronephthya gigantea, 2620 nucleotides long. Its product is annotated as cytosolic endo-beta-N-acetylglucosaminidase-like. Gene Ontology annotation, molecular function: mannosyl-glycoprotein endo-beta-N-acetylglucosaminidase activity. Gene Ontology annotation, biological process: protein deglycosylation. Gene Ontology annotation, cellular component: cytoplasm. The transcript is spliced from 12 exons. NCBI's taxonomy places the organism in Eukaryota, Metazoa, Cnidaria, Anthozoa, Malacalcyonacea, Nephtheidae. The record is from RefSeq and is a predicted model, not a curated record. The coding region runs from base 1 to 2523 and encodes 840 amino acids.